Thamnophis elegans (Western terrestrial garter snake) is the source of this 6434-nucleotide messenger RNA. RefSeq names its product integrin subunit alpha 6 (gene ITGA6). The coding region runs from base 371 to 3643 and encodes 1090 amino acids. Gene Ontology annotation, molecular function: integrin binding. The transcript is spliced from 25 exons. Gene Ontology annotation, biological process: integrin-mediated signaling pathway; cell adhesion mediated by integrin; leukocyte migration. Gene Ontology annotation, cellular component: integrin complex; external side of plasma membrane. The record is from RefSeq and is a predicted model, not a curated record. NCBI's taxonomy places the organism in Eukaryota, Metazoa, Chordata, Lepidosauria, Squamata, Natricidae.
UAAACGCUGCUCCCUCCCAAACUGAAAAGCCUGUGGCCCUGGGCGCUUUAUAGUUGGUGCGAGUCCUUUUUCUGGGCAACAGGCGGCUGGCAGGCUGGGCAGGGUAGGGCAAGGCGAGGCACUCCUGCCUGGUUGGGGAGAGACGGGGCGGGGCUCCUGGCUUGUUGUUCGUCACUUGGUGUAAAGCCCGAGCAAAUCUCUGGAGAGAACAAGGAGCCCAUUCAGAGCGGCCGCAAGAGGAGCGGCGCCGAUCCGUGGCCAGCAGGGCGAGGGGCGCCCCCUGAGACUGGCUUUCCUGGGGAUUCCGGCGGGCGGAGCAGCAACGGCGGCGGCGGCAGGAUCGGCGGGCACCGGCUCUUCGGGAGGGAAAAUGCUUUCGCUUUUCUACCUGUGCCUCUGGGCUGGAAUCGCCCGUGCCUUCAACCUGGACACUGACAACGUCGUCAAAUGGGGCGGCGAGCCCGGCAGCCUUUUCGGAUUCUCCCUCGCCAUGCAUCAGCAGCUGAACCCCAACAAGAGGCUCUUGCUGGUUGGUGCACCUCGGCAAAAGGCUUUCCCAUUGCAACAAGCUAACAGAACCGGAGGUUUGUUCAGCUGCAACAUCGAAACUCCAGAACUUCCCUGCAAACGUAUCAAAUUUGAUGAGACAGCUGACCCGAAAAAAGAAAGCAAAGAAGAUCAAUGGAUGGGUGUAACUGUGCAAAGUCAGGGGCCAGGUGGAAAAAUUGUGACCUGUGCACACCGCUAUGAGAAAAGGUACUAUGUCAACACGGAACAGGAAACCCGAGACAUCAUUGGGAGAUGCUACGUGCUGAGUCAGGAUCUUUCCAUUUCCGCCGAUGAGUAUAUGGAUGGUGGGGAAUGGAGUUUCUGUGACGGCCGAUUGAGGGGCCAUGAGAAAUUUGGCUCCUGCCAGCAAGGUGUUGCAGCCACAUUUACCAGAGAUAAUCAUUACAUUGUAUUUGGUGCACCAGGGACCUAUAACUGGAAAGGCGUGGUGCGUGCAGAGCAAAAGAAUCACACCCUUGAUGAAAUGGGCAUCUUUGAUGAUGGGCCUUAUGAAGUUGGGGGUGAAAGCCUGCGAAAGGAGUCCCUGGUUCCGGUUCCUGCUAACAGUUAUUUAGGGUUUUCUCUGGACUCUGGAAAAGGGAUCAUCUCUCAGGAGGAGGUCACUUUUGUUUCUGGUGCCCCGAGAGCCAACCAUAGUGGAGCUGUGGUCCUUCUGAAAAAAGACAGUGACAUCCAGCGGACCUUGUCCUCAGUACACAUAUUUGAAGGCGAGGGGCUGGCCUCUUCCUUCGGCUAUGAUGUGGCCGUAGUGGACCUCAACCACGAUGGUUGGCAAGAUAUUGUGGUUGGAGCUCCACAGUAUUUUGACAGAGAUGGAGAAAUUGGUGGUGCUGUCUAUGUGUAUAUUAAUCAGGAAGGCAAAUGGGACAAAGUACACCCAAUCCGGCUCAAUGGAUCUAAAGACUCCAUGUUUGGGAUUGCAGUUGAAAACAUUGGUGAUGUUAAUAAAGACGGCUUUUCAGAUAUUGCUGUGGGGGCUCCUUAUGAUGGAGAGUUUGGCAGGGUGUAUCUCUAUCAUGGCUCCAGGAAUGGAAUAAACACAAAACCAGCACAGAUUCUUGAUGGCGCGACAAAUAAUGUCAUAUUCUUUGGGUACUCUAUCACUGGAAAUAUGGAUCUUGAUGGAAACGCUUACCCUGACAUUGCUGUUGGAUCUCUUUCAGAUACUGUUUCAGUUUACAGAUCAAGGCCUGUGAUAAGCAUUAAGAAAUCCAUUAUGAUCUCUCCAGAGAAAAUUGAUCUGAAUGUGAGGAACUGUGAAGUGUCCAGUAACCUUUGCCUGAACAUUAGAUCAUGUUUUGAAUAUACAGCCAGCGAGAGUAGCUUCAAUCAAAAAAUAACUUUGGACUAUACGUUUGAUGUAGAACAUGAGAGGAGGCGAUUAGGCUUGCCAGCAAGAGUGCAUUUUUCUAACCCUCGCUCUGUUUCAUUAAACGGAACUGUAACUCUCGAAAUACAGCAGAUGGAAAAGUGUGUGACUAAGAGGCUCGAAUUAGAGGAAAAAAUCAAAGAUAAAUUACGUCCAAUUCCUGUAUCUCUUAGCAUUGCAAUUCAUACCCCUGAGACCACUGAAAAACCCAGAAGACAAGGAAGGUCACUGCCAGAUCUUACUCCAAUUCUGAAUGCUAGUGAGCCCAACACAGUGCAUUCAGAAGUGCAGUUUCUGAAAGAAGGCUGUGGAUCAGACAACAUAUGCCACAGCAAUCUGAAGAUGCAUUACAAAUUUUGCACCAAAGAGGGAAACGACGAAAGAUAUGCCUAUUUCCCCAUGGAAAACAAUGUUCCAGUGCUUGUUCUCAAAGACCAGAAAGAUAUCGCCCUUGAAAUCACAGUGACCAACAGUCCUUCCAAUGCCAUGCACCCACUGAAAGAUGGCGAAGACGCUCAUGAAGCGAGACUUGUAGCAACCUUUCCCGACAGCUUGACUUAUUCUUCUCUCAGAAUAAAUCAAGCUUAUUUGGAAAAACCCAUUGCCUGUCGUCCUAAUUCAAAUGGCUCUCAAGUGGACUGUGAACUUGGAAAUCCUUUCAAAAGAAAUUCUACCGUUACCUUUUAUGUAAUUUUAAGUACAACCAAGGUUAAUGUCGAUACGAAGGAGCUGGAUAUCAAUCUGAAAUUGGAAACGACAAGCAAUCAGACUAAUUUGGAACCAAUUACUGCAAAAGCUAAAGUUGUUAUUGAACUUCUUUUAUCACUUACAGGGGUUGCUAAACCUUCCCAGGUGUAUUUUGGUGGUAAUAUCAACGGGGAAAGUGCAAUGAAAUCUGAAGAUGAGAUCGGUAGUUUAAUUGAAUAUGAAUUCAGGAUCACGAACUUAGGUAAACCACUGAAAACACUUGGUACAGCUUUCUUGGAAAUUAUGUGGCCGAAAGAACUGAGAGGAGGCAAGUGGUUGCUCUAUUUGGUUUCCAUUCAUUCGAAGGAAUUAGGAGAAUUACAGUGUACUCCUCAAAAUGAAAUAAACCUUUUGAAUGUUCAGCGGUCUCGAAAUUCUCGGAUAAAACGUGAAGUUGCAGAGAAGCAGAUAGAUGGUAGCAAAAGCUUUUCUUUGUUUUCAGAAAGAAAAUAUAAGACAUUGGAAUGCAACGAAGAGGCAAACUGCGUCAACAUAACAUGUUCCUUGCAAGGCUUAGACAGUAAAGCCAUAGUAGUACUACGCUCAAGGUUGUGGAACAGCACUUUCCUAGAGGAAUUCUAUAAAAUGAAUUAUCUAGACAUUCCUGUUAGAGCUAGAAUUGGCCUCUCUGCUGCGGAUAACGUCAAGCUGACAAAUGAAGCUACGAAUGUUCGAGUUACCGUCUUUCCUGCAAAAACAGUAGCUUUAUAUCAUGGAGUUCCUUGGUGGAUCAUCUUGGUUGCUAUUCUCACUGGGUUAUUAAUGCUUGCUUUGUUGGUGUUCUUAUUGUGGAAGUGCGGGUUCUUCCAGCGUUCCAGGUACGAUGACAGCAUCCCCCGCUACCAUGCUGUAAGAAUUCGUAAGGAGGAAAGACAGAUUAAAGAUGGAAAAGCUAAAGAGAACCAUGCAAAAAAACAGUGGAUCACAAAAUGGAAUGGAAAUGAGAGUUUUUCCUAGGGAUCCCAGCUGAACUUAAAAAGAUUGAAUGGAUUUUAAGAUGUCUUUGAGCAACAUGAUGGAUGCAAGUGAAAACCUGUUUGUUUUAUAAAUGUUAUUUUCAUAUCAAAGUUGUUUGGUGUUACAGAUCUAAAUUUUAAGACACCCUAAACCAUCUUCUAUGCAUUAACUAAUCUCUAGUCUUUUGGGGGAAAAAAUGCAGUUAAAAUCCAAAUUAUCAACAUGGAAAGGGAUAGAUUUACUCUCUUUUUUUUUGGGUGAAAUGGAGCUAUAUGAAUUUUUCCCAGUUGGUUUUUUUUUUUUUGGCUGCUUCCAGCUUAAUCUUGAGAGCACUUGGCUGCUUUUCAGGAAAAAAAAAUAACACAUUGAAACUGGUUGUCUGGGCAAGGACAUCUGACCACGGUCUAAAAGAGAAGGGAAGCGCCCUGAGAUGUGUGGUUUGUUGGAAUGCUCUUGGCAAAAUUUGACUGAACUACAAUUACUUGUUAUUUCGAGUCUGAAUUACGUGUUAGGUCAAGCUUUAACAUUGUUCCUCUGAUCCCACCUUUCCUGCAUUGCUGAAACUUCUCUCACCAAAUGUUAGAUAGCAAGAUAAUUUUCCCAACAACGAAUAGACAUGUAUUUCAGUAUAUUUGCCUAUACUAUUUAAAUAUCAGAAGAGAAUAGUAAGUAUUUUGUCAGGCAAAUUCUAUGGAACUGCAAAUGAGAUAGAAAGUAACGUAACCUAUCAUUCUUUCUCAUUUGUGGAUAGUUACUUGACUUUGAUUUUCUUUUUGUGGCAGAAUGCUUAAAUUAAAAUUGGGGGUUUCAAACUUGUCUGCCCAUCAAGAUACUAAGAUUUUUUCCUAUCUCCAAGCCCAGAAUAUGUUUAUUUUAAUCCCACUAAUUUCAUGGCUGACUGAUUAUUCAGGAGAGAUAUGGACAUAUGGACAGAAGUUAAUAAUUUACAUUAAUAGGACUAAACCAUGACAUUAAGAACUGGUUCUAACAUCAGGAAGAUUAGCUUGUACUAUGUAACUCUGUUCAGUUUUAGGAACUGCAGUGUUUGGGUUUUUUUGCUUUUAAGGGGUAAAUUGCUGGAAAAAGUGCGUAUUAAGGGAAGCAAACAUUUGCUGAUAUUUGUAACUUUGGAGUGGGUUUUUUGACAGUAGAUAUCUAUUAGUGAAUGAUUUUGGAUCUUCUAGACUUAAUUGCAUUUUGAUCCUGUUUGAAACAAUGAGAGCUAACUGCAACAAAUUUCAUGUGGAUCCAACUCUUUAUAUUCACAAAUUGAUGCAAUGUUGUAUGGCUGAAUUUCUAAAGGAAAGUGCAGUUAUCUUGUAACCAUGUUCCCGCAAAAGCCUUCUUGUCUAGAAAUAGUAAUUUAUGUUUCUGAGUAGGGAGACCUUGGCAUUCUGCAUCUGUUUCAAAGGCACUAUUUACUCUGAUUAUGUACUAAUAGUGUGUGCAGAAAAUCCCACCAUUGUACACAGUGAUAUGGACAUGUGUUUUUCAGGUAAAUUUAAAUCUGCUAAUUCCACAUUCUAAGACUAGGUGUGUGAGCACCAGGCUUAAAACAAUCUUUAAUGUGCAAUAGGUCAUAUUUUAAAAAUUAGCAUUGCUGAAUGUUGCUUACACCAAAUAUAUACAGAUUUUCCGAUGAUGAGGUAUGUCUGGGUUAAUAGAUUAUGGUCUAAUUCAUUUUGUCAGCAAUUGUGUACUAGAGAGCAGGCAACUUUCACCUCUGAAGACAGCAGCCACAAUUGCUGGCAAAAUAUCAGGAUCCUAAAGAAUUAGACCACAUUCUGUUAGCCCCACAGCUCUUCACCACUGGAUUAACGUUGCCUAUGAAAGCCUGCAUUGAUAUAUACAUAGGUUUUGUCUUUUUUAAAGCUUGAAUAUUGGUUGUACUUUUUGUAUAUACUGUAAGUCAUUCUUAUAUAUUUAUUUUUACCAUAAAUCUUUGUCUUUAACUAAUGGUUAAGCCAAAGAUUUUUGAUUAGUCAGCAAUAGCAUAUCAAGUUCAGUGAAUAAAAGUGAACUUUUCCCCACCAAAUGUGCCAAUAACUUUUUAAAUUCCAAUGACUAGAAUAUUCUCAGAAACCUCUUCUUUAUGUAUUUCUAAAUUAUGUACUAGAGAUGUAUCUUCUAAGUAAUUUGUGCGCUAACGCAUACUUACAGAUAUUUAUAGAAGUUUUAUAUGACUAACUUAAUUGAAAAUAUAGCAAGUGCUUAUUGGAGUGGGGAGGGGCAAAUAUUUUCUUUGUUCUGUGUUUGGAACAAGGUUAAAUAGUACAGAAGUGAUAGCACUUGAACCAAAAUAUAAAUUCGCUAAAUUAACUAUGGUAUUUUAAUGGACGGGUUAAGGACUACUGAAUAAUUUCUACAUUUCUAAAAUUUAAGAAUAGUUCCAUAUAAACUGCCAUUUGAAACUUGUAAUAAAUGUAAUUACGGUCUUAUCAUAUCAAAAUGUUGGUACUGAUUAAGUAUUACACAUAUGCUAGCAUUUACAGUAUAUGAAAUUCCAAUGGCCCAUCAGAAAGUAGAUUUUGGAACUGUGCAAUGCAGGGCUUUGCAAUUUAAUUCCAAGUAGAAUGUUCAGAUCACAUGGGACUGAACACUGCACCGUAGCUCUAUAAAAGUAGCCGUAUCUUUUCUGGUGAGCGUUAGAUGGAUGCUGCAUUUGUGGUCUUGUGCCCUGAAGUGCUUUCUUGGAAUCAAAUGCAAAACAUAGCACAGCGCUAACAGAUCUAAUUUAACAACAGAUAUAAACUAUGCAAACCUGUAAGUAUUUACCUUAAAAAAAACAACA